Molecule: messenger RNA, 2031 nt
Organism: Phlebotomus papatasi
Lineage: Eukaryota; Metazoa; Arthropoda; Insecta; Diptera; Psychodidae
Exons: 6
Coding region: 84-1874 (596 amino acids)
Source: RefSeq, a predicted model, not a curated record
GUGUAUGUGUCCGCGUGUGACAUCAAAUGUCAAUGUGUAGUGUAUUUUGUGGUUGGAUGAGUAUUUAACAAAAAUUCAAAACAAUGAAUUAUGAUAUAGAAUUUGUGGAGUUUUCUGAUGAAGAGACGGAGGAAUUUAGAGACAUGUCAGAUCCUGAUGAUGGCGACAUCCUAUCGACCAUCAAAAAGGAAGCAUGUGUCGGUCCGGAUGUUUAUAUGGAUUCGCAUGACAUCCUUCCUGAUACCCAUGAACCGGAUUCAGAUCCUGAAGGAACUGUGAUGAGACUGUUCAGGUUCUGGGGACUCCAGACAAAAGCCACCGAGAGAUUAUUUUUCUGUGGCAUUAAAAGUGAACGACUCCUCCGCUUAAUGCACCAUCAUCAUAUUGAUAGCAUCUUCUCGCAGGACGAGCUCAUCGGGGACAAAAUCCUAUUCACCUAUAAACUGCAGGAAUGGAGGCUGAAGCAGAAGUGUUAUCCUUUGGGAUGCUGUUCCAUGACUUGCGUUCCUUCAACCCAAUCCACCUCAUUGACUUCAGACAUUCCAGAAACACGUUCUCUCUUAGGUUCUUCCUUCCUCAAUUCCCACCAAAAAAUGCCUCAAAAAUCUCAAUCUCAAUCCUCAGAACUUGGAAACUUCAACCUGAAGAGAAUCCUUCAAAAAACAGCCACAGGGCAGCAAGUUCUGACGAAUUAUGCAAAAAAUGGUUUCUUGGUAUCCAAGGAACAGUCUUACCUAGCUCAUACUAUCAUUGAUUACCAUUUUAUUACCAACAAGAGAAUGUCUCCAUCCUUGCUCUCCCAGUACGCAGCUGAGAUCAUUAAGCUGUUCCCUUCUGAGACAAUUGGAACUUACUACGUUCCUCGGAAUAUUCAAUUGAAAAAGAAUCCAACCGGGAAAUUAUACGACAGAUACAGGAAUAGGUUGUACAAUCUGAAGUUGUUCAAGAACAUGGAAUCAGCACCGAAGAAGACUACUCCUGGAGAAAACAAGAAUCCACAUCCUAUUCAGGUUGUCCUUCCUGAAAAUGUAUCCCCUGCGGCUCCAGUGGAUGACCAGAAUGAGUUAACGGCCGAAUACGAUGACCCAUCUACUGAAAGUUUCGCAAUAAGUUUCAAAGAAGAAGGAAACUCGUGCAAUAAUUCAGUUUCUGAAGAUACUGAGAGGAUGCAGCUGGUGGAGUCUGGCGAGGUCCAAAGUAAUGGUUGUGCAAUUGAUGAAAUUAGGGAUCUCAAAUCUCAACUGCGGCAACUGACAAGGAAGAUGACACAGAUGCAGACACUUGUACAAAAAGUUGGAUCCUUACAAAAUAAACCUCAAGUAAGCCUGGAUUUACCUUCUGAUACCGCUGAGGGUCGAUUGGUUAAAGAGGCCUUUCCUCUGAAGUGCUAUGAGAAAAUGCAGUUAGUUGAAGAGCAAUUGGAAAGCAAUGAUAACUUCUACAAUGAAAUGGUUAAACAUUUUGACAUAAUUUGCGGAUCUUCGAUUGGUGUCGCAGGAAUUGGUACUGGGAAAAAAUAUAGCUAUAUACUUUGUGAUCACUUCUUUGAUCGUCAGUUCUUGACGUCAUUCACAUGGACAGGAAGCACGAGAUUAGAACAACCAAAAAGAUCUAUGCGUGACUUUAAACAAAUUCUCAUAUCGUUUCUGAGGAUUAUCAACAGUUCAGAUGCCACUUUCAACAUGAUUGAUUUGGAGGAAUUCUUCAAAUGCGUCCUGAAGAAUUCAAGGAAAAGGGCAGAGUCGUCAGAAAGCAUGAAUCGUCGAAUGUCAGCUCCUAAAAUGAAGAAAAAGAAAAAUAAUGAUCUCAAUGAACUUGAUGGUUAUGCCUUUGAAAUUCAUGCUGCGAUGAAACACGAAGAAGAAAUUAUUUGAAUAUUAAACAAAUCUUGAACGAUUUCACUGGUUUCAUAACGCUUUGUAAAUAAAAUUUUAGUUUAAAGAAUUGAAGACUGGAAAAAAUAAUUUGAAUUAACUGUACCAUUUGAUGGAAUAAUUCUAAAAUAUCUUAAAAAAUAAAUAAAUAAAAUAA